Messenger RNA from Guillardia theta CCMP2712, 663 nucleotides. RefSeq lists its product as hypothetical. The transcript has 5 exons. NCBI's taxonomy places the organism in Eukaryota, Cryptophyceae, Pyrenomonadales, Geminigeraceae. The record is from RefSeq and is a predicted model, not a curated record. Bases 1 to 663 code for a protein of 220 amino acids.
AUGUCAAUUACCAAGACGCUUCAUAUGGGUCGGGUCGUAGACGAGCAAGUAGAUGAAAGUUCUGGAAAUGAUGAGACGGACACGAUGAUGUCGAGUCAGAUGGAGAGACUUGCGAGUUUUCUGCUGAGGAAGACGGAGAGGCUCCUUGCCGAGCGUCACUUCGACAGCCUGGUGGAGGCGGCGGACAGGAGGAGAGAAAAUCUCUCCCUCCUUGAGAGAUUGCUGCACGUGAAACGUCAUCAUUACCUUGAAGACUCGUUCCUGUCAUGGCGGAUGCUCGUCGACUCAAGACAUGGAAGCGAAGGAGGAGGAGGGAAGCUAGAAGUCAAUGACCAGUUGGUUCCCCAGGAGGUGUUCUUCACUGAGAUCCUGCAGUCUUGGCAGCUCGAAAGCAACUCGCAGGCGAUCCGGCAGGAGUUUGCCCAAGAGAUCAAGGACUGGCAGUCGAGGUUGGAGCAGGAGGGGGCAGGAGACAACUACAGCAGCAUCAUGAAGCUGCGCGCCCUUGGCGACCUCUUGCUCAAACUUUGGAACGCAGAGAAAGAGGGGCAGUUUCCGCACAUCAAGGAAGAGAUGGCUGUAAACUUCGGGCCUCCUGCUCCUCCUCCUCUCCUGAUCCGUUCGCAGGUUCUGAUCUACGACGACAAUCUCGUGGGUAUGUGA